AUGUCCAAGGCGGUCUCGCAGCGCGCAUCCGCCAACUCGCUGCGCGGCGGUCGCAGCCAGCACAAGCGCCAUGUCUCGCUUCGCCAUCUGCCCGACCAGCCGCGGCCGGAAGAUCCCAUCCACCCGCACCUGCUCGACUCCACAUCGCCCCGCAGCUCGGCCUUCUCCAUCAGCUCGACCGAGCAGCACCUCGGUGCCGCCUCCUCCAGCCAUCCGUACAGCGCAGGCACGCUCCAACUACCGCGAUCCGGUGCUCAUAUUCGCACCUCCAGCAAUGCGCGCCGUACCACCGAGGCCUCGGCACACGAGAUCGACCGUCUGCUCGAGUCCGAGGGCGAGGAUGGCGUAAACUUGAUAAAAGUCGUGGAGCGCCAGGAUGUCUUUCACCUCAUCCACCUCAUUCGCGCCGACCUGCGCAAGACCAUCGAUACCCACCUCAGCUGGGAAGAGCUCACGUCGGUCGAUCUCAACUUCUCGCUCGUCAGACCGCUGGCGAUCAAAUACAGCAACUUUCGAUCCAUCGCCAUCCUGUACUGCCUCAUGCUCAACCGCAUCUACUUUCAGCGCGAAGCCACGCGCGAUCUGGCGUUUCAGUCGGUCAACAACACCCGCUCGGCGCUCUGCGAGCUCCUCGCAAUGAAGCUGCUCCGCACCUUUUCCAACGACGGUCUCGAGCUCGUCACUUCGCUCACGGCCAGCUUUCACCCGCUCGCUGGGGCGACUUAUGCUGAGCUCAAGGAGCUCCGACUCUCGUCGUCGCACGUCGACUUUGACGACAUUGUCUCGCACGGUCUGCCGCCCAAGCAGUACUCGAACACGCUCGAGCUCGCCAUCGCCUCGUCGGCAAAACGCUUCAUCUCCACGCCGCUGUGCCAGCGCUGUAUCGACGGCAUCUGGAACGGCAAGGUAGUGCUCUCGCCCGUCCAGGCUUCGCACGCCAUCCUCAACGACAGCUACAAGAAGCGGCCGCUGAGCAUCUACGACCCGACCAAGGCGCCGCUGCUCAACCACCUGCGCCUGCGCGUGCCCUCGAUCCGCAGCAAGCUCGAGUUCGUCACCUUUGUCGUCAUCCUCGUCCUCUACGUCGCUGCUCUCGCACAGAAGGGCAGCCCGACCUGGACGGUGCAGGAGACGCUCUUCUCCAUCUGGCUGCUUGGCUUUGCGGUCGACGAGCUGGCACAGCUGCAGGAGCACGGCCUCUCGUACUACCUCGGCUCGCUCUACAACCUCAUCGACGCCAGCUUCUGCAUCAUCUCGUUCUGCUGGUUCGGGCUGCGCAUCUCGGCGCUACGGCACGGCUUGCCCGGACGCAGCGAUCUGAGCUUCGACUGUCUUGCGAUUGGUGCGGUGGUGCUGUGCCCGCGCGUAGCCAGCUCGCUGGUGCAGGACAACGUGGUGCUGCUCAGCCUCAAGGCGAUGCUCUCGGACUUUGCCUUCUUCACCGUGCUCGCCAUGGUCUGCUUCUCGGGCUUUGCAUACGCAUUCUACUCGCUCGCAUCCGAGGAGAGGUGGACGUUCAAGGCGGUGCUAUGGCUCAUGCUCAAGGUGUGGUUCGGCAGCUCCUAUCUCGGCUUUGACGAGGCCAAGAGCUUCUCGCUCGAAUUCGGUCCGCCGCUGAUGAUCAUCUAUACGAUCAUGAGCAAUACGCUGCUGCUUACCGUGCUCAUCUCGCUGCUCAGCAACACGUUCCAGGUAGUGGCCAUGAACGCCAACGAGGAGGCCAUGUUCCAGUUCGCCUGCAAGACCAUGUCCGGCAUCACCACCGAUGCCAUCUUUUCCUACCAGCCGCCGCUGAAUCUGCUCGCUGUCGCCAUUGUGAUGCCGCUCAGCUUCGUCGUGUCGCCGCGCUGGCUGCACAAGAUCAACGUGUUUCUCAUCCGCCUCACCAGCUUCCACAUCCUGCUCUUUAUCCACUUUUGCGAGCUCAACGUGUUUGGUCAGGGCAUCAGCCUCACGGCGGAGAAGGGCAAGAGCAUCCUCAGUCGCCUGCCCAUCUUUAGCUCGGGACUCGACCAUUCCACAGCAGACGUCAUCGAGGCUGCGUUUGACUUCCCGAUGGAGCAGGACAAGGACGAGUGGGCAGCGGCUGCCGACGAGGCGCGAUCGGGCGACGAAGCCGAUGCGGAAGGCGAGGCCGAUGAAGUUGUUGACGCUGCCGUCAAGAAGGCGAAGCACAGUGAUGGCGGGGCAAGUCUGGCAGUCAAGGCGAAUGGGAGCUGGGAGGAGCGGGCUGCGGCCCAGCUCGAGCGCCGGUUGACGCCUCAACCUGACCAAGAAGGGCGGUCGAUCGGAGAGGCACUCGCUGCGCCAUCACAGGAUCCGCUUCCACGCAGCACGACACAGACCUCGUUUGCAGGCAGCACAUGCUCGCGCCGUCCACGCGAACAAGGCGUGAGUCGGAGCGUGCAACUGCUGCGGCGCGGACACGAGCCACGUGGGCUGGGCUCGUUGAGCUCUCCCCUAGCCAAGCUGUUCAAUCGCGUGCUCGAUCCUAGCGAGCUCGACGAAGGCCCUGCGAAAGUCGGUCCUUCACGAUCUCGAUCACGGACAGGACGUCGUGCGCCAGACGUUUCUCGCGACUCCAGUCCCGACCGUAGCCGACAGGAGCAAAAGCGUCGUCAGCGUACGACCGAAUUUGACGCUGCCACUGCAGCAGCCGUUGCUGCACUGAGCGAAGACACAGCUGCAGAGCGCAUCGAAACGUCGUACGGAGGCGACAGCUUUGAUGCAGAGCUACGCACGAUCGCACGCAGGGUGCAGGAUAUGGAGGCGCGUGGCAAAAGGAUGGAAAACCUCCUGCUACAGCUCCUCGCAACCGCCAACCGCACACCCAAUCAACGGACGCCGCACGCUCCAACCGAAUCGUAG
Molecule: messenger RNA, 2868 nt
Organism: Moesziomyces aphidis
Lineage: Eukaryota; Fungi; Basidiomycota; Ustilaginomycetes; Ustilaginales; Ustilaginaceae
Source: the annotation of a GenBank genome assembly